AUGGCCUGCCAUCUUGGAUGCUUGAUCGUGGCUGCACUAGCGGCUUUUUCGACAGCUUCAUCCGCCGAGGAGGAAACAUGCCAAAGCGCCAAGCUGGAAACCUACAAGCGCAGCCUGCUGCAGCGCCAGCAAAUCGCCGGCCAGGUUGCGACGGGUGAUUCUGCAAUGGUGACGGAAGCUAUGACCGAGCUGGUCGACGUGACGAAACAAUUGAAAGGGGAGGUCGAACGACUUCAGGAAGGCUUGCAGCGAGAGCACAACGAAGUCCUGACAUUGCGUGAGAUGCUCUCGUCGACUGGUCAGUCUGCAAAGCCAGAGCCAGCAAGUGCAGCCAAAAGCGCAGACAGGGGUGCUUUCGAGCUUUGCAAAGCCGAGAACGUGCUGGGGCAGGUAGCUGUCCAGGCCAACACGUCCCUCCACGAUGCCAGGGCAAGCUGCAGUGCGACGACAGAGGUUGCUUUGUUUUCGCCGAAGCUUUCCUCGCCGUUUUUCGAGACAGAGUGCUGCCCUGUCGACAAGGAGCACUGUGCUGGUUGUGCCAAGCAAAACUCCGGGAAGACAGCCUGCGAAGUCUGCAGCGGCGGGUUUACCAAGAGCUCCGGCAAAUGUGUGGCAUGUGUGGAUCUUCCUUCUUGGGUGAACAAGGCCGGGCAGAACUGCCGCUCUGCGAGCUGCUCUUCUGAGAAGUUCCAAGGCUUCUCUCCGAACGAAGCCUGCUGCAAGUGUGGAGGAGGGCAGAAGGCAGCGACGAAGUUUGCCUACUACGUUGGCCCCAUGGCUGUCGGGGCUACAUCAGUGGUUGGUCAUCCAGUGCCACACACAGCGAGCCACUAUUCUGUGGACAAGGACUGCGAGCUGGCGAAGUAUGGCUUGUCAAUCCAUCCCACCACGGGCGCCUUGCAGUUGGACGGCUGUAGCGCUGUCGGGUGUGGUGCCAAAACUGUGGAAGUGAAGUGCACUGUAACUGCCGAGAAGGACGGGCUGAUGGCAGUAGCCCCCAUCGAGGUCCUGGCUGGAGAUAUCGGCUAUGGCAGUGGCCCUGUGGUUCUUCACGGCUCCGCAACGAGCCUGGCGCCAGUUCUGAGUCCCACUUCCGGCUCGGGCACCUUCUCCCAGUUUUCUUGUGUUCCCUCAGCGAGCUGGCUGAACCUCGACUCCAGCACAGGGAGGCUAUCUUUGAAACCCGGCACUGCAGUCGACGGCGGUGUGACAGACUCCAAGGGGGCGAAGCUGGGACAAGGUGGAGUCUGCACAGUGCAGAAGGGAACAGCGAAGGGUUCGGUGGUGGUCAUUGCGCCGGAUGCGUGGACGUCGAUGAGCUACAGCUACAGCACUUCCGUCCUUUAUGCCACGGUUGGAGAGAGAUCGCCGAUCCUGUCGCCCACUGGUAGCAGCGGCCUGUUGCCCACCCGGUUCUCCGCCGACUGCUCGGGCUCGAACUUCGUCUUUGACGUGCUGAGCGGCAUCGCGACAUGGGACGGCUACCAGAUCUUCUCGCUGGAUAUCUUCACCGGAGACCUGCAGCUGAAUCCUGAGGAGUCCCUGACGAAGUCCUUGGACUCUUCGUCCGCCACCUCAGUGCGCCGAACAAUUUCAACGUCAUGCACAAUUUUCGGGCAUUACGAGUGGGCUCCGGCCAGUCCGGGUCCCGUGGUGACACACCGGGUCUCCAUGGAGUUCCGGGACCACACAUGCUGGGCUUCCAGGACGCUGGACUUCGCCCGUCGCGCAGACAAGGGCGCCAAGUCGUCCACCGACUGUCGAACGCAAUGUCGCAGUGAGAUCUACUGCAGCUACUAUCAGUCGGCAAAUGGAAGAUGCUACUUCUACAGUGCACUGUGCACGGAUUCCGGGGACUUUGGCUGCUCCUACAAAAAUGUGCCCGUCAUUGAGCGGUACCCCGGCUGUGGCGAGCGACACGGCUGCUUGCAGCUGGAGUUGCCAGGACGUCACUACAUCUCGGGAUUAUACUGCCCGGGCGGUGAGAAUGCCGGAAGUGCUGCGCAAGGGCCCGUGUUCUUCAAGAAAGGCCUUACAAAGGAGGAGAGCUUUUGGCUGAUGCGAUACGACACGUCACGUGGUGGAUGUUCCAGCGGCGACUGGGUGAUCUACGGGCCAAAACCGCUCGAGGAUUAUGAGAACUCGACCAUGGCCUACGUGGAGCUCCACGGGGAUGCGGUGGCCUGUGUCAAGGGCAACAGCAACGACCUGGUGUCAGACGUCUUCACUCAGACAAAAGUCGACUUGACAGUCGGGAUACUGAGUGUCUCCGGAGCCAGUGCCACGGUGUCGGCUCCGGGAUGUGUGGCGCCCAAUGUCACUGCGGUGGAUAGCGGGGGAGAACAACCUGUGGAAGUUUUGGUGCUGGAUGAUCCCUCGACCAACACUGCCGACGAUCACUGGCUUCACCCCUGCGAGUGUGUACCUGCCAAGUGGGGAUCUCUGCCUCCAGCCUCUGGUCAGAGUGUCUCCGAUAUUCCAGCCGGCAGUAACAACGAGUUCAUGCCGUCCCCGUCACUGAUUGUGGAUGGACAGUUCGUGUGCGCGCAAGAGUAUCUGACCGCUGUUAUCGUCGAGAGCGAAACCGAUGGUCUGGAUGAUGCCAACUGCAAGACGCGCUGCGUGGCCCAGGAGUGCCCGUACUACUGGGAAGGCGAGGUCAUGUCAACAAAGCAGUGCCGCCUCUACAGCCGCUGUGACGAGCUGGUUCGCGAGGUCGGUGUGGUCGGAAAUCUGUUCGGCAUGUCCUACCGGAAAUCCUGCAAGGUGGCCGACCCACAGUUGUGCUGGAAAGUCACGAAGCGUCGCUCAUUUCUUGGGGCCGGUGCAGACUCCUACAAGUGCUUUCACCAGGACCUGGUGGAGCAGUGUGACCAGAAGCUGAUGCUGGGGGGUCUUGGCGUCACGGCAUGUGGUGGCUGUGAAUAUGCUCCGGUAAAGGGCAAACAGAUCUUUGCUAACAACGGCAACUGCGUGACUGCAGAUGGCAACGACAACCUGAAGGUCGCCGCCUGCAACAACGGAGACAACCAAAAGUGGUAUUUCGAUGGUGAAGCGCUGAAGCCCGAUCACAAGGACGGAACCUGGUGCAUGGACAAAAAAUCAGACUCGGACAUGUAUCUUCACCCUUGCCACGGAGGGGACAACCAGAAGUGGUACCUUCUCAACGGGCACCUGAGAAGCCGAGACGGAAACGGUUGUAUGGACUACUUCAUUGGUGGCUCGAAGAAUGUGUAUGUGGGCAACUGUCCCUGGAGCAACCUCCUGGUCUGGACCUGGCGACAAACAGUGCAUGGCGGGCAGCAAAUAAAGUCUGACUACCAUUACAAGUGCCUCAUCCACAACCCUGUCAACCACAACGUGUACACGGGCUCCUGCACUGUAGAUUAUUCAACCCGCUGGUACUGGGAUGGAGAACGUCUCAAGUCCGAGCUCAGUACCUCGAGGUGUUUGGACAAGCCAGGAAGCAACAACCUCUACAUGCAGACAUGCCACAGCGGCCUCAACCAGAAGUGGUACUUCGAUGGCAAGCUUCUGAAAUCCAGGGAUGAUGGGCGUUGCGUGGAUUUUUCCCCAGCAGUCGGCAACAACGUUGUCGUCGGAAACUGUCCCUCGGCUCAGAGGCUGUGGAGCUGGGGCCCAGAAGUCCCCAAGCCCAUACCGGCGGCACAGCUCACAACCAUGCUGGAUCGCAAGUGCCUGGACUUGAACUGGCAAGGCGACCAAGAUAUCUACAUGCACGACUGCCACAGCGGGAACAAUCAGAAGUGGUAUUUUGACGGGAAGUCGCUCAAGACUCUCGCGAGCGAUCUCUGUGCCGAUGAGUCCGGGAACGGCAUAGUUUACGGGAACACCUGCCACGGGCACACCAACCAGCAGUUCUACAUGGUGCAACACGAGAUCAAGAACGAGAAGUGGGGAAAUGCUAAGUGCCUGGACUAUAGUGAUGCGAACAACGUCCCCAUGCCGCUGAAGGAUCGUAAGUACGGAGAGUGUUUGGAGAUGGGGACCAACAAGGCGACCCUCACGAUGACUGCCUGUGAUGCGAACAACGACAGGCAGCUCUUCUUCUUUGACGGACCACAGUUGAAGUCACAGCACGACAACGGUCGAUGCUUGGAGCGCUUUGGUGACGCAUUGAAGAUGUGGGGAUGCCACGACACCUGGGAUGGCCAGAAAUGGAAGUGGGAUGGUGAACGAUUGAAGGUAGAGUCCAGUGGAAAGUGCAUAGAUGUGUCCAGCAGCCGGGCAGUCUACAGCAACAAUUGCCACGGUGGAGAUAACCAAAAGUUUUACUUUGAAUCGGUGGAGAUCGGACGGACGAUCCGUAGCGACGGCAAGUGCCUGCAGAUCGGCAGCAACAGACAAGCUUACUGGUGCCGCGACUCAAUUGAUAGGAGCUGGCUCUUGCUUUGCAUGCGAUGGAUUGAUUCCGGAAUUCAAGGCUUCUACAUGGAUGGGGAAGCGAUCAAAUCCGAGUACAUCGAUGGGUGCCUGGACUCGUGGAAAAACAUCGUGCGGGUUCACAACAAUUGCAACGGGCAUCCGAAUCAAAAAUGGUACUUUUCUGGCGGUCAUCUGAAAAGCAAAUGGCAGGACGAUUGCUUGGAUGUGCAGCCCAGCAACAACACGGCCUUCAUGGGAAGCUGUCCGGACUCGGACACCGUGAAGUUCGCUUUUCACAACCUGCUCCAGAACAGUGUGCAGCUCACAGUCGGAAACGGGCGGUGCUUGAGCAGAACAGACAGUGGCAGCACGGUGCAAGCGGUUGGGUGUGCAGCUCUGCGGCAGCAGAUGUGGUACUUCAGUGGGGAGAACCUGAAGACAGAGUUCGACCACAAGUGCAUGGACCUGAAUGGGGGGAGUGGUAACAUACACAUGUCGAACUGCCACUCUAACAACGACCAGAAGUUUUAUUUCGACGGCGACAACUUGCGCGAUCGUCACUUCAACCGAUGCCUGGAGUAUGAAGUGCAAAGCGGCAACAUCUUCAGCGGCACCUGCCCGGAUCAAACCAACCACCAGUGGCAGUUUGCAUCGCAACUGGCUUUGAAGAAGACGCCGCUGCCCUCUUCGUUCGUCCAUGGACAAAGCCUCGAAGCCAAAUGCUGGUCCGAACGGUUUACAGCCGGAACGCUGAACGCUGCGCACUCCAGGACCAUGUCCUGCGUGGCAGGGGCUUGGGUCAACUCCUGGAAUACCCCAGGCCUCGACGGCUUCACCUGCAGCGCGUGCGUGCAAGUCGUCUCCAAAGUGUACGCAGACCUCGAUUCUCAGAUUCGGCAGGAGCUUUUCUUUGCCAGCGGCAUGAAGUUGGUGCUCUCCGUGGACACCCGCACACCGCGAACGGUGACUGCUUCGGGGAGCCUGCAGCAAGGUGGCACGGCUGACGUCUUCGUGGCUGAACUUAUGCCGAACGCUGCCGAAACCGCACGCCGUUACAGGUCGUUGUCCGAAGAAGGCAAGUGCCUGAGAGCGUUGAAUCUCCAGCUCUCUUCCGCAGACUGUGCUGCAGAGGCUGAGGCAGACGAGAUGCUCGAGGCAGGGGAGCUGGGCUCCCUCCUCUGGGACGAGUUUCAAGCUGGUGCCGACGUGCCGGCAGCUUCUGGAUCAGGCCUCUACAAUCGCGGCACGGCCCCGACUACUCUGCGGAGUUUCAAUGUAGACAAGGAUUGCUCGCCACAUGUCAUGUCAUCCGUACAGCUCAGCCACAACAGUCUGCUGGGAAUGUCUGCCAGCUGCACUGCAGCCAGCACCUACGGUGCCGCGGUCCAGCAUACCAUUGCCGUGCCCGGCGACGUCCAGAUCACUAGCGUGAGCGAAGGAACUUGCAUGAGUAUCAAUGAAAUUGUUCCAUGGAACCUCGUUAUUGCGCAAGACGGCCGGUGCAUGGACUACCACCAGGGUGGAUCGAGGAACAAUGUCUACAUACAUCCUUGCCACACGAACAACAACCAGCAAUGGUACAUGCUGGAUGGCAACAUUCUAUCAAUGGUGGACAACAAGUGCUUGGACGCCCACACAAGCACCGACAACGUCUACAUGCACGAAUGCCACGAUGGUGCAAACCAGAAGUGGUAUUUCGACGAAGACACAUCAGCCAUUCGAAGCGAAUAUGACCACCGUUGCCUGGACAAGGGCAGCAGCGACAACCUUUACAUGGGAGAUUGCCACUUCAACGACAACCAGCAGUUCGCCCGUCAGGAGGUAUCCUCAGAAGCCUUCAUCACGGCUCUCCACCUCGACUGCAUCGAAGAUGCUGGACAGCAAAUCACCGUCGAGCCGGAUGGGAGCAAUGCUAGGUUUCGUUUGAGGGCGGGCGCCCACACGCUCAGCGAGAGGUUCAUGUAUGAUUCCGAUACCAGGAAGAUAAAAAACGUCGCCAACAACAAGUGCCUGGAAGCACGUGGCCGUGGACGCGUCGACGAAAUGGACUGCACACAGCGCAUCGAGCAAGACUGGACCAUUUCUCAUGGACUGCCUGGAUUUGUCGAUGCACCAAUAACUUGUCCUGGCGACCAAGUCAUCAGCUACUUGCAGAAGACGCAUGGGCAGGUGCAGUACAAGUGCAGUCACGUCUCGUCUUUGGGAAUGUGUUCCCCACACUACUCCACGCAAGUUGAGACCAAGACGCACGAGCUCGAGACCAUCAAGGCCUUGCGCGAGCUCGGCGCCUUCUGCCCACCCGGUGAGGGUCUGAAGACUUUGGAGACCGAGGCUUCGGACAAAGGUGCUUGGAUCCGUUUCAAGUACGAAUGCUGUCAGAUCAGCCGCGUGCCGGUGUCCAUUUAUCCUCUGAUGAUUGCCGAUGACAAGCGGGACUUCGACACGGACAUGGCAGAAGCCUGGGAAGGUGUUUACUGCCCGAGUGGCAGUGACGACAGUGGCCGGUUGGAUUUUGCGCAGCGGAGGAGUUUCAAGCCAGGGCAAACUGCGUCGGGCUCUUUGACUUACGACAAGAACCUCGGCAAAUGGUGUGUAUCUGGCAAGGGCUGUGCCCAGUCGGAUGUUGUCCAUCCCUUGGAUACCCAAUUGCACACCGACGAUUGGUAUGUCGUGCCCGUCAGCGACUUCGACGCCAUCUUCGAGGCUCGUGGCGCGAAGCAGGUGUCGAGAACGAAGCGCAAACCCCCUCCGCUCAUUAAGUUCGGCGCCUCCGACCCGGAGUAUUUGCCAGAGUGCAAGGACGAGUCGAUUCCCGGGGCGCGCAAGUUCACACUGGCAAAGAUGAACGCCGAGGCACAAAAUCUGGACGACGAGAAUCCAUGCAAGUAUGUUUAUGGCGUGCCUCCGACCAACUCCGACAUGGACAAUGCUGACGGCUUGACCGGUUGGAUCGAUGAUCUGGUCGAGAACGUCGGACCUGGUCAAGGAGGAGUGACCUACAAGUCGGUGAAAGAAUGCGCAGACCGCGACGACAUUCGGGCGCUUCAGAUGGCCAAGUGGAGCCAGUCUCACAACUACCACAGCAUCGGCUUCGGCUUCGUGAAGGACUUGUGGGAUGCCUAUGCAGAUGGCAUGCCCGAAGUUGAGGCUGCGCCUCUGGGUGCCGGAUUCGAGUUUCAGCCUGGCUCAGUCAUGGCCGCCUACGGUGCCCUCUACUUCGGCAUGCUUCAGAUGGGCGAGGACAUCAGGCUGCAGCAGAAUGAGAUGCACUUCGAGGAGGCUGGUUUUGGUGACUGCAAUCCUCUUCAGCACGGCUUCGCCCGGACCUUUUGCGACCUGCACUGCAUCCGCGAUGCUGUGAGAAAGGGCGAUGAUGCCAUCCUAAGAGCGGUGGAGGAAGCGGUUGAAAUCAUCGGCAAGAACACGCAGAUCCUCCUUGAGCACUACGCCGCCAGAUCGAAAGGAUUCAUCUGCAAUUCGGUUGGGGGCGAGGCUGGAUCUCUGGUCCAGGAGGCAGAUCUUCCGGGCACUGAGAUCCGCCGCGGCCUGGCAGCUCAGCUCGCAGAGCUCAUGGCCACGGCCCAGGCCGCCCUGCAGCCGCGCGCCUCCCAGGCCGCUGAGCGCGCCGUGCGGAGCUUCGCGGGGCGCUGGCGAAGCGUUGAAGGAGGCAACGCUUCGGAGAGCUUAGCCUCGCUGAAGGCCAUGGCCAAGGAUGCCUCGGCGCUCCACGCGACGGUCAUGCUGGUGAAAGGCCAGAGGCUCUCCCAAGUUGAGGAGGUGCAGCGGAACGCCCUGGAAACGGCGUCUCGAACGAACGACUUCCUCAAGGCGAAAGUCCAUGACCUUGGCCUUUACCACCAGACGGCCAGACGGGGCAAGAUGGUGCAACGCUGGUUCAAGCAGCACUGGCAGAACAAGUUUUCAAUGCUGGAUGAGUUUCAGGACCUGAGUGUUGCCCAAGCUAUGCAGACCUUUGACACCUCUUGGUGGGAGAUCCGUCGGGAGCUGGACGCGUACCUUGAUGCGGCGACCGAGCAAGCACGCGCCAUGAGCUCUGCCGUGGAUGCCCUGAGAGGAUACACUGGGAAAUGCCAGACAAGCUUCGAGCAGCUAAAGAACUCCUACGCCGCGUCGGUGCGGGCAGAGAAGAAGGCCCAUGCUGUGCUAAAGAAGACGUGGUCCGACGUGGUUUUCCAGGCAGGGCUGAUGGCGUCAAAGAUUACUGAUGCCGGAUUGCUGGAUCGCCUUGCGUUGGCAGACAUCAAGGCAUCCAAGCAGCCCACCGUGGACAAGGCGCAGCUGCCCGGGUUCUGCAGCGGCAGCAAUGCUGCAGCCUUUGAGCUCAUGCAUGCCCACCUGGCUGAGGUGACUGGGCAGGGGCUCCUGGGGCAGACGCAGCGGCAGAUUGGGAUUCUUUUCCUUGAGAUUGCCAUGCUCCGGCACCGUUUACAGACCGGAGGUCUUGGCGAGGCCCCCAACGCGGAGGAAGCCCAGGAGGCGGAGGAGCGCUUGGGUCAUGCCCUGGAAGCCGCCCGGUCCGGCGCCAACCACUUGGCAGGGCACCCAACAGGGCCCUUCAGGAUUUAG
Symbiodinium sp. CCMP2456 is the source of this 8973-nucleotide messenger RNA. NCBI's taxonomy places the organism in Eukaryota, Dinophyceae, Suessiales, Symbiodiniaceae. The record is from the annotation of a GenBank genome assembly.